AUGACACACACGAGAACUCACGUUAGACAGAAAACUUCUAAGGGUAAUCAGAGUCGAAAAGCCUUCAAAAAGAACUUUAUUCAUACUUUGCUCAAGGAAAUCAGUGCUGGGGAGAAAACUUCUGAGUGUAUUCAACAUGAAAAAGUCUCGAGUCAGCUUUCAAAUCUCAAAAAAACUCAGACACAAGGGAAAUCGUGUGAACACAAAGACUGUUGGAGAACUUUUGUGAAUCAGUCAUUGCUUAAGUUACAUAGGAGAUAUCACGCUGGAGAAAAGCCCUAUGUUUAUAAAGAACAUGGGAAAGCUUUCACUGAUCCCUCAUACCUUCCAGAUCAUAUAGGAAUUCACACUGGCAAAAAGCCCUAUGUAUGUAUGGAAUGUGGGAAAGCCUUUACUCGAUCCACAGGACUUAUUUUACACAUACGUAUUCACACUGGAGAAAAACCCUUUGAAUGUAAGGAGUGCGGAAAAGCUUUUAUUCAUUCCUCCUACCUUAAAAAACGAAGAAUUCACAGUGGAGAGAAGCCAUAUUUAUGUAAAGGGUGUGGGAAAACUUUUACUUGUUCCUCAGGUCUUGUCUUACAUAUGCGAACACACACUGACAAAAACCCCUAUGUGUGUAAGGAAUGUAGGAAAGCCUUCAAUAAUUCCUCAAUGCUUAAUCAACAUAUGAGGACACACACUGGAGAGAAGCCAUAUGAAUGCAAGCAGUGUGGGAAAACCUUCACUCCGUCGUCAGGCCUUACUACACAUUUAAGAACACACACUGGAGAGAAGGCCUGUGCAUGUAAAGAAUAUGGGAAAGCCUUUGCUCGGUCCACAAAUCUUGUUAUGCACAUGCGAAUGCACACGGGAGAAGAGCCGUACAAAUGUAAAGAAUGUGGGAAAGCCUUUAGACACUCCACACGCCUGAAUAUGCACAUGCGAACUCACACCGGAGAGAAACCAUAUGAAUGUAAGGAAUGUUAGAAAACCUUCACUCAGUCUUAAGCACUUGCUAAACAUCUAAGAACUAAGACAUGUGAAAAAACCUGUAAAUGUUCCUCAGACCUUAGUAUUCACAUCUAA
This is a messenger RNA of Balaenoptera musculus (blue whale), 1068 nucleotides long. RefSeq names its product zinc finger protein 846-like. The record is from RefSeq and is a predicted model, not a curated record. NCBI's taxonomy places the organism in Eukaryota, Metazoa, Chordata, Mammalia, Artiodactyla, Balaenopteridae.